This is a messenger RNA of Monopterus albus (swamp eel), 3580 nucleotides long. It is a transcript of the gene dzip1, whose product is annotated as DAZ interacting zinc finger protein 1. Gene Ontology annotation, cellular component: ciliary basal body; cytoplasm. Lineage: Eukaryota; Metazoa; Chordata; Actinopteri; Synbranchiformes; Synbranchidae. Bases 562 to 3087 code for a protein of 841 amino acids. Gene Ontology annotation, biological process: cilium assembly. The transcript is spliced from 18 exons. The record is from RefSeq and is a predicted model, not a curated record.
UAUGCUGACAUGUUAAAAGGGGUAUUCGCUAAAACGCUCUUUAAAUGUAGGCUAGUCUAUGUUUUCACAGAGGCUGUUAGGACGAAUAAUAUUUUACUUUGAAGUUAUUUACCGGAGGUUCACUCUAUGUUGCCGAUAGUCUUUUCCUGAGCACAGAUUUCGGAAAGUGGAGGCCAGCAGCUACGUUACCCUCAAAUCGUCUGGGGUCCUCUUGUCAGAAAACUUUUUAAAAGCUCUUGACUGGCAACAAACGCUGUCAGUAACGUGGCGGACGCCCAGCCUCAGCGCCGAGCGCUGGGCUUUCUGCGAGGCGGCGGAAACGGAGAGGAACGACGGGGCAUCGAUCUCUCUCUCCACGUGAAAACAAAAUCAGUCGAAGAUGGUAAGGAGCGCAGGGCUGAGUCCGGGACCGCAACACCAUUAUAGCCAUUUCAUGACAACGUCUUCUACCGCUAUACCAGUGACACUCAGGGGACACACUCUUCAGCAGGGAUCCCCUCCCUUCUGAAUUCCCCACUCAGCCAGCACUCUGUGAACAGCCUCUCUGUACCAGUACCAGGCAUGACUCCAUCCAGCGGGGCCACCACCUUUAUCCCCUUCAAAUUCCGCCCACGCAGAGAGAGUGUGGAUUGGCGUCGAAUUAACGCAGUGGACAUAGACCUGGUGGUGAGUCAGCUGGAUGUGGAUGCUCUUCAGGAGCACAUCAGCACAGUCACCUUCUGCAGCUUGGAUGGGGAGCGAUGCCAGCGAUGCCAGAGCCCCGUGGACCCGGCUCUGGUCAAGCUCCUCCGCCUGGCCCAGCUCACAGUGGAGUGGCUCCUUCACUGCCAGGAAUUUCUCACCCUUAACCUGUGUGCGGUGGAGGAGAGGCUGACAGCUUCCAGCAGGGAGCGUGAGCAGCUGCUGGCUCAGCAGAAGAAGCAGGAGGAAAAGGUGAAGAUGCUAACCAGCGAGCUCAAGCAAAGGAAGAAGGUCAUUCGCACUCAGCAGUCCAUGCUCACGCCACGAAUCAUCAGCAGCCAGAAGUGCCUACAUUGUGAGAAAUCCUUCCUUAAUUCCUCCUUUCUCCAGAAUCACAUGCAGCGCCGCCACCCUGACGAGUACGAGAUGCAGUUGCUCUCAGAUAGUGAGAAGAAGUCUCAGAUUGAAAGUCUCAGAUUGGAGAACAGCAGUCUGAAAGAGCAGAUUGUUCAGCUGCAACAGGCCUUGCAAGCCAAAAGAGCACAGGAGAAAGAGCAGCAGUCCAUGUACAAAGAGCUGCUGAGAGAGCUGGACUGUCUUAAGGCUGAAAUGGCCCGUGUGGAUAGAAAGAUUGAAGACAGCAGGGAUGGCAUGCGCAGGGAGAUGGAGUUUCAUUACAGUAGAAAUGUUCAGGUUCUUAAUGAAACAAACCAGAAUCAGGCAGCCAGGUAUGAGAAAUCAGCUAGCCCUGUUCACUCCCAGCCAGAGAGGGACAUGGACAUCUACAAAGAGAUGCAGAUACAAACUAUUCAGAAGCUGGAACACCAGCUGAAGAGACAGGAUAAAAAGUGGGAAUCCAGGCUACAGGAAAUUAAGGCUCAGCAUGAGUCUGAAAAGAAUCAGCUGCUGAACGAGCUGAGUAGAAUGCAGUCGUCCGUGUCGGAGCACCAGAACCGAAGCAAGAGGCUGCAGCAGGAAAUGAGCAGAAGGCUACAGGAGAACAAGCAAACCAUCAAGGCUCAGAGAGAGCAGAUAAGGAACAUUUCCUCAAACCCACCUACCAAAGUCGUGGAAGUACCUGUGAUGGUCAGUGCACCAGCACCUCAGCCUAAAUCAAAAAGAGUUGGACUUGAUUCGAGGAGCAUCUCUGAGAGGAAGCCAGAGGCUGUACCAGAGAAGAAACAGAGGGUAACCACCAGUAUUCAAAAAGGGAACGCCAACAUAAAGAAAGGAAUGAGACCAGAGCUUGAGCAGGCUGUCAUUACAAAGCUGGAGAACCUGGGGGUCAAGCCUGAUCAGACUGGCUUGAAGAACAAGGAGCUCACUUCCCUCCUGGCCAAGCUGCAGUCAAAGCGGGACAGCUCUGCUAAGGGGAUGCCUGACUACUGGCGCCACCGGGAGGAGAUAGCCAGUACUGUGGAACAGAAGCUGGGUGGUCAGCGAAGAGGCAGUGAUCCUGCUCCUGAAUCACAGGCCAGAUCCAGACAGUCAGUUCAAGUGUUGCAGAUCCGGCCUCGAUCCAGUAGCCUUCCUUCCAGAGCAACCCAGGUCAUGUCUGCAUCUGCAGUCAAACAACCCAAGACCCCCCAGCCGGCACCAAGGACCAAAACUACAGCCCCACCAAAGACAUCUAUACCCAACACCAAGAGCAUACCGAGGACGUUCACAACCAAGACCCCUCCUUUCAGCUCUGAUAACGAAUCGGAUGAAGAGAUGACAGACACAGAGGAGGAACAGCCCCAGGACCACCCGAGGGCCAAAUCACUGCAGCCCACACUAAACCAGACAGCCCUGGUCCAAAACAGAAUUGAGGCCAGGCAGGCUCCAACCAGGCAAUUUUUGUCCAACCCCCAGCAGUCCAGGGGGUCAGUGGGUGCUGUGACCAAGACGGCAGUCACAGAGAUGGAGAGCAAUGACGACGAAGACUGGUCAGACGUCAGUGAGCUGCAGGAGGUUGACCCCAGACAGCUGCAUAGUUACAGAGACCAGAACAGAAACAUGGGCAAAACAAACUCUGGUAAAGAAAACAAAAGCAGUGACCUCACCAGAAAAAUGGAGAGACAGUUUGCAGAGAGAGUGGUAAAGAAACCAGCAGGGGGUGUCAGCAUUUUAACAGAGAGGAAAGAUGAGGUUCAGGAACUCAGGUACUCGGAUCAAGAGGAUAGCAGUGACUGGGUGGUCUCCUCCUUAGAGGAAAAACAGGAAGUAUCUAAACCAGCCCAGGUCUCUGGACCUCUGAGGAAGAGCCUGGAGUCAUCCAGCACCAGUGUCUGGGGAACCUCCACAGGAAAGGGCCCAAAAUCAGGUCUGACGGAAGCUGGAACAGGAAGCAGUCUGAAGAGCAGCCUUUACUCCCUCAGUGACGUCAGUGACUCUGAGGACAUUAGCAAUAAACACCACAGCUGAUCAGGAGAUGCAGCACAAACACAAAGACCUCAGUUAGCUCCUCUGACAUCUGCAUUACAGAUUGCCAAAUAGCCAAAUUUUAUAUAGAAGCUUUUAUAAAGACCUGAGUGAUAUUUAAGGAGUUAGUCUGUUCAAGACUGAGACUUUUUGUUUAGAGAAGAAGCCCAUCUAAUACAGUACAUAUUUUAGAGGGAAAUGAGCUUCCAACUUUGAUUGACUUUUUAUUCUCACCUUCCGCCUUGUACCAAUUGUAGUUUCCUUUUAUGUGUAUUCAGUGAAAUAUAACCAAUGCUCAGUAAGGUAUUUGUGGUACAGUAUGUGUAAAAUAUUGUAUAACAAAUUCUUUAAUGUGUUCAUGUGAGAUUUUUGUAUAGCAAAUAUUUAUACAUACAAUUAAAGAUUUCUUUGUAGAACACAUGCUUGAAUACUACAGGUAUGUGCCAAAAAAUUAGAAUAUCGAGGGAAAGUCCAUUUAUUUCAAUAAUUUUUUUCA